AUGGAGCAUGUUUCUGAAUCCGAUGACGGCUCAUGUUCCUCUGCAGGAUUUGUGUCUUCAACUAAGAGGCAUGGAGUUGCUAAGCCUCCAUACAUGCUCCCAUGGAAAACAACUCUAACUGAUGAACAGAGGAGUGACGUAGAAGAGAGACUUGGGGCUAUCCGGUCGGAGAUCCCCGCAUAUGUUGCUGUCAUGAAAAACAGCAAUGUUGACAGCAGGAGGAUGUGCACUCUGGGAAUCAGUUCAGCGUAUGCAAAAGAGUAUCUUCUAGGCGGCGGCGGUGGCGAGAAGCAGCUGAGUAUGAGGAUGAAGCUUCGGCGCAAGGACGAUGAAUGGGAAGCUGGAUUCCAGGACAAGUACGGGAGGCAGCAGAUCGUUGGCAAAGGCUGGAGGAAGUUUGUGACCGACAACAGGCUGAGACUAGGAGACAUCUGCCUCUUCAACCUGGUGAAGAACACCAAGAUGCUGACGAUGGACGUCCACGUCAUCAGGAAGAGAUCGGUGUAG
Sorghum bicolor (sorghum) is the source of this 507-nucleotide messenger RNA. RefSeq names its product B3 domain-containing protein LOC_Os12g40080-like. Lineage: Eukaryota; Viridiplantae; Streptophyta; Magnoliopsida; Poales; Poaceae. The transcript is spliced from 2 exons. Gene Ontology annotation, molecular function: DNA binding. Bases 1 to 507 code for a protein of 168 amino acids. The record is from RefSeq and is a predicted model, not a curated record.